Molecule: messenger RNA, 3042 nt
Organism: Diachasma alloeum
Lineage: Eukaryota; Metazoa; Arthropoda; Insecta; Hymenoptera; Braconidae
Product: collagen alpha-1(II) chain
Exons: 19
Coding region: 1-3042 (1013 amino acids)
Molecular function (GO): extracellular matrix structural constituent
Source: RefSeq, a predicted model, not a curated record
AUGUGGGAACGAAGUGGCCAGAUUAUCGGGUUUUUUCUGAUUCUUAACGUGUUACUUGUUGAUGCCGGAAAAACGAGGCGGAUCAGGUCUAGGAACAGCAGUCAGCAGCAAGAUCAGGCACCUCCGGUAGACUACGACGAAUAUUAUGAGAAUUAUUCAGAUUACGAAGAAAUUGGAAACGAUACAACAACUGCCGCUGUUGCAACGACACGCACAGGACAUGAAGAUAUAGGUCAUGAAAGAACAACUGAAUCCCCGGAGAUAACAACAGUUUCAUCUCCAGUUGAACGAAUGUUUAAUGACACAGACUCAUCGUCAACGGAGAUGGUGUCGGGGGAGAGUAAUCAAAUAAAUUCAAUUGCCGGAAUACGUGGUCAACAAGGACGACCAGGGGAAGAUGGUCAGCCUGGUAUCGCGGGAGCACCUGGUUCUCCUGGAAUGCCAGGUGCCCCAGGACUCCCCGGAGCUGUACCCGAUAUGUCUUUAUAUUACCAACAAUUGGCGAUGGCUCAGGCGAGUGAUGAUAAAGGCCCGAUCGACGCAGCCUCAUCCCUCUAUAAUCCACUGAGUUAUUUACAAGCACCGGUGGGGCCUGCCGGCCCGAGAGGACCGCAAGGACCAGCUGGUGCACCGGGACUACAAGGUUUACAAGGCCCUCGAGGCGAGACAGGGGAUCCAGGUCUACCAGGUUUACCGGGCCCUCAAGGAACUAGGGGAUUGCCUGGAUUUCCUGGAAAAGAUGGUGAACCGGGGGAUGACGGUGAAACAGGUCAGCCAGGGAGUCAAGGCCUCCGGGGUUCGAGGGGGUUGCCAGGUUUACCAGGCAUUCCUGGAGCUAAAGGCCACCAGGGUUUGCCGGGAUUGGAUGGAGCCAAGGGCGAGCAUGGCGCCGCUGGUGACAAAGGCGACGUGGGCGCGCCUGGACCGACAGGGCUGCCGGGACCGCCGGGUCAAGCAGGGCCAAGAGGUGAGAAAGGGAGGGAAGGGGCUCAGGGACCGCCUGGAGUUCGUGGGAUUGACGGCGCAAAUGGACAACCCGGUCAAUCAGGUCCCGCUGGCAAAAUCGGUUCUCCGGGCUUUCCUGGAGUUCCCGGAAUGAAGGGCGACCAGGGGUUCCCUGGCCUCAAAGGCAGCCAAGGAUAUCCGGGCCAAAAAGGUGAGUCAGGGCGAAAUGGCGAGCCUGGAGAAACGGGCGCCGAAGGUCUUCCUGGAAAGGAUGGCAUUCCGGGUGAGAAAGGAAUUGCCGGACUUCCGGGAUUAGUCGGCGUUCCAGGAUUUCCAGGGGCUAGAGGAUUGCCCGGUAUACCCGGUACUCCCGGGCUGAUGGGCGCUAAAGGCUUUCCUGGGAUUCCCGGUGAGAGAGGAUUCAGAGGGGAUACUGGGAUGAAAGGAGACUUUGGGCCUCCCGGACCGCGAGGACAACCAGGUCCCCCCGGAAAUGAUGGUAAACGUGGCAAGAGAGGCCCACGGGGACCUGCAGGUGCGACAGGACUCCCGGGGACACAGGGUAUUGCCGGGGAGCGCGGAUUGCCGGGGAUGCCUGGUCCAUCCGGAGCGCCAGGGCCUAGAGGACUGCGCGGCCUGCCGGGAGAGAUGGGGGCACCUGGGAGACCUGGGGUAGAAGGAAAAUCUGGUCCCCCCGGACUCACAGGAUUACAGGGACCGCAGGGGAUACCAGGGGAAAUCGGCCCCGAAGGACCCAUCGGAAAGACGGGACCGCCUGGUUUGAGUGGUCGACCUGGUGACAAAGGCCCUCCAGGUUCGGUUGGCUUCCAAGGAGAGCCGGGAAACCCGGGACAACCGGGUUCCACUGGACCAAUGGGUCCCAUGGGUCUCACUGGCGAUCGAGGGUCCAAAGGAGAAGCUGGUAUUCGCGGUGCGGAUGGGCCACAAGGACCGAAAGGAAGACCAGGUCUGCCUGGGAAUGAGGGACCCAAAGGUGAUCGAGGAUUGGAGGGUCAGAAAGGUUCCAAGGGCCACCGCGGGCUGAUGGGACUCCAAGGUUUACCUGGAAUACCGGGUGCUGUUGGGGAGAAAGGAAUUAUUGGGCUUCCCGGAGUGUCAGGUAAAGAUGGUAUCCCUGGGUUGAGGGGUCCGCCUGGCCGGGAUGGGAAUCCCGGCCCGAUAGGGCUUGCUGGGAAUCCCGGUCCACCCGGAGUAGCUGGUGAAGAUGGACGACAUGGACCUCCUGGCCCUCCCGGGCCUGUGGGACCACCGGGUCCUCCGGGAGAAGGAAAUUUCGGAUAUGAUGCAGCUUCUUUAGCAGCCCUCAUGAUGCAGGGACAGACCAAAGGGCCUGAUUCAAUGGUAGGAGACGAGCCUUUGAGACUUUUCGGCAAAGAGAUGACUAAAGAUGAGCAAAACAAGCUCCUCACUAGAGCCUAUGAGCACUUCAAGUCAAUAGUCCAGAAUGCCAUUGAGCCCGAUGGCGAUGAGAAUUCUCCUGCUCGGACUUGCAGAGAUUUAUUUAUUUCACAUCCAGAUAAACCGUCAGGCGAGUACUGGAUCGACCCCAACGGAGGCGAUGUUCGCGAUGCAAUUGUUGUUCAUUGCGACGUGAAUAAACGUGCAACAUGUAUCUUCGCGAGUCCUUCGAGGACGGAAGAGAUUAAUCACUUAGGCCGUCAUCUCGGUGGCGGAAUUUGGCUCAGCGAAAUAGAGGAUGGCAUGAAGAUAAGUUAUAAAGCGGAUAGCAAUCAAAUCGGAAUGCUCCAAUUAUUGUCGACGCAUGCCGAGCAGAAUUUGACGUAUCAUUGUAAGAAUAGUGUUGCCUAUUACGAUGAGGAACACAAAACACACAGGCGUGGACUGAAGUUACUCGCGUGGAAUGACGUCGAAUUGACGCCACGGGGUAAUCAGCGACUACGAUAUGACGCAACUUUGGAUGGAUGCCAGACCCGGGCGAAUGAAUGGGCUACAACUGAAAUCACAUAUACCACGGAUAAGCCCACACGCCUUCCUUUGGUUGAUAUUGCGCUGAGAGACAUCGGCAAACCCGAGCAAAGAUUUUGGAUCGAGAUCAAUUCCGUCUGCUAUCGAUAA